Messenger RNA from Ciona intestinalis (vase tunicate), 1071 nucleotides. Its product is annotated as 18S rRNA aminocarboxypropyltransferase-like. Lineage: Eukaryota; Metazoa; Chordata; Ascidiacea; Phlebobranchia; Cionidae. The record is from RefSeq and is a predicted model, not a curated record. Gene Ontology annotation, molecular function: rRNA small subunit aminocarboxypropyltransferase activity. Gene Ontology annotation, biological process: maturation of SSU-rRNA.
AAAAAUUAUAAAUCUUUAGGUACAUGUUCCGUGUCCCGUGUGUAGUGUUUUCGAUUUAUGUAAGUUCGUUUAUACAUUAAUGUAACCAACAUGCCCAAGAAGAAGAAGAAUGCAUAUUCCGGAAAACUCCGUAAUCACAGGCAAAGUAAGCAAGAAACUUCACAUCCAUCUAUCUAUGCCCCUGCUUGCCAAGAAGAAAAUUCUGACGAAGAAGAUGUUGCAACAAAAGUUGCUUUAAAAUUUCCCCUGGCAAUGUGGGAUUUACAGCAGUGCGAUAGAAAGAAAUGCACUGGCCGAAAAAUGGUCAGAAAAGGUUUGGUGAAGUCAUUAAAACUUCAACAGCGUUUUUCCGGGAUUAUUUUAAGUCCAAUGGCCACGCAGUAUGUGUGUGCAAGUGAUGCAGAAACUGUUGCAAUGCAUGGUAUUUCAGUUAUAGAUUGUUCGUGGGCUAAAUUAAGUGAAACACCAUUUUCAAGAAUGCGUGGAGGUUCAUUAAGGUUACUACCAUAUCUGGUUGCUGCCAAUCCAAUAAACUAUGGAAGGCCAUGUAAACUCUCGUGUGUUGAAGCGUUUGCUGCCACAAUGUAUAUAACUGGCUUCACAGAAACUGCAGAACGAAUUUUGAAACUGUUUAAAUGGGGCCACGGUUUUAUAAGUUUAAACAAAAGCCUUUUGGAUUUAUACGCAACUUGUAACACGUCAUCUGAUGUAAUAAAAGCGGAAGAAAACUGGUUAGAGGAGGAAAAGUGUUCAAAACUGGAAAGCGACUUUGAUAUGAUGAAUAUUGAUAUGAGUUUGGAAUGCGGAAAUCCUAACAGACAAAUGGUAGAUCCUUGCGAUUUAAGUGAGGAGUCAACUGAAGAUUCUGAAUCUGACGCAACAGAUUAACUCUUUAUUUUAAUAGUUUAUUUAAAUUUGUGCUUCGAUUUGUUGGCACUAUGCUGUGUUGAAUUUUUUAUCCGUUGAUAACCUGGUGCUUGGUUAAAUUAAAUAGGAACGUUGAAAGGGGCAAUAAUAUAAGUUAGAUUGGUCUAUUUUAUCUGAACCAAUAACUACAUAUGUUUCAUUACA